ACUUCCUAGUAUUAAAUACCACACGGUGGGAAUCUUUGUCCUUCAAGCAACCCUUGCUCCAAGCAAUUCUAGAAACUCUUCCUUCUUUUUUCAUAUUCAUUCCCUCUUCCUUUUGUUUUCUCUUAUGAAUUUUUUCUCUUUUGUGUGAGUUCCAAAAACAAAAAACAAAAGGGUCAUUGAAAAUGGCAAUUACACAUGCAGACCUUGAACCAAACAGAAGUAAAACAGAUUUGAGUAGCAAAACAGGAGCUUUUCUUAUGGUUGUCACAAUUCUAUUAGGCUUGUUCUGUUUCAUCUUAUGUCUCAUAGCUGAAGCCACGCGUUCUGAGGUUACAUGGAUAAAUACAGAUGGAAAAGAAAAGGGAGGUAAAUCUGUAUGUGUUUACAAUGGUAAUGGGAAAGUGCCUUUGUUAUGUGCUGCUGGUGCUUUUGUUGGAUUAGCACUUGCUUUGGUUAUAGAGCAUACAUACAUGUUGAUAGCUGUGAGUAAAUCAUCACCUUCUUUGAUUAAUUGGGAUCCUGAUUCUCCUUCUGCCAAAUCCUUAACAUGGUUGGCUGGUUUUUUCUUCAUUACAACUUGGAUUUGUUUUGCAGUUGCAGAGAUAUUAUUAUUAGCAGGACUAAGUGUAGAGUCAGGACAUUUAAAAAAGUGGUGGAAACCAAGAACAGGUUGCUAUAGCAUUAGAGAAGGUUUGUUCUCAUCUGCAGGAGUGUUUAGUUUAACAACAGUUUUCUUAGCUGCUGGUUUAUACCUAACAGCACUUCGUGCACAAAGAAUGUCAGAGGAACUAGCACAUGUUCGAAGAGAGGUUCUUGAAGCUUCUACCUUCUAUGCUUCUCCACCAAGAUCACCUCAAAGACAUAAUAAUAAUAAUAAUAAUAUCACUACUGUUCCAAGGGAGAAUCCAACAACAAUAGAGAGUCAAAGUCAUGAUCUAUUAUUGUCUGUGUUUCCAACACCUUUUAACAAAACCUUUACUUUUGUAUAGAUUUAUAGACCGUAUAGUUUCAUCCUUUGGUUUGGCCGUAUGGACCAAAACUUUAAGGCAUAGCGUGUCACAAAAUUAUAUUUACAAAUAUACAAACUAUAGAGUUAAAACUAAUUUGAUUGAACAUAUUUGAUUGAACCAAUUUGGUGUAAUGUGAUUAUAAAUCUGAUUUGUUCACUGAUCCCAUAAUUUCGGAUUA
Messenger RNA from Cicer arietinum (chickpea), 1188 nucleotides. RefSeq lists its product as uncharacterized. The record is from RefSeq and is a predicted model, not a curated record. Lineage: Eukaryota; Viridiplantae; Streptophyta; Magnoliopsida; Fabales; Fabaceae.